Molecule: messenger RNA, 534 nt
Organism: Microthlaspi erraticum
Lineage: Eukaryota; Viridiplantae; Streptophyta; Magnoliopsida; Brassicales; Brassicaceae
Source: the annotation of a GenBank genome assembly
AUGCUCAUAUCGGAGAAGAAUCGCCGCGAUGUCUCCAAGUACCUCUUCAAAGAGGGAGUGUUGUUUGCUAAAAAGGAUUUCAACUUGGCGCAACACCCACUGAUCGAAGGAGUUGCGAAUCUGCAAGUGAUCAAGCUGAUGCAGAGCUUCAAGUCCAAGGAGUACGUGAGAGAGACAUUCGCGUGGAUGCAUUACUACUGGUUCCUCACAGACCAAGGCAUUGACUUUCUGAGGACUUACCUCAAUCUCCCUUCAGAGAUUGUUCCCGCCACUUUGAACAAGCAACAGAAGCCUCUUGGUCGUCCCAUGGGAGGCCCUCCUGGUGACCGUCCCCGUGGCCCGGGAGAGAGGAGGUUUGGUGACAGAGAUGGAUACCGUGGAGGACCGAGAUCAGGUGGAGAGUUGGGUGACAAGAGUGGAGCUCCUGCUGAUUACAAUCCUUCUUUCAGGGCUCCUGGGGCUGGAGCAAGGCCUGGGUUUGGCCGUGGAGCUGGUAGCUACGGUGGAGGAGCUGGUCCAGCUGCUGAAAACUAA